AUGGAUACCCUUGAGAAAACCUCCAAAACUGCCAGGCUGGUGCCAAAGAUCGCAUCCGAUAAUCCACACGACAUCGUGUUGUAUGCAAUCUCAACAGAAAAGGCCGCAAGAUGCAUGGAGCAGUUCAACACAAUGGUCUUCUACGUCAAGAAGACAUCAACUAAGCCGGAGAUAAAAAAAGCAAUCACAGAACUGUACUCUGCAAAGAUAAAAAAGGUCAACACACUCAUAAACAAGCAUGGUAAGAAGGCAUAUGUCAGGUUUGCUGAGGAUGGCCUUGCACUCGAGAUCGCAUCUAACAUAGGCAUAAUCUGA
Ordospora pajunii is the source of this 315-nucleotide messenger RNA. RefSeq names its product putative ribosomal protein L23. Gene Ontology annotation, biological process: ribosomal large subunit assembly; translation. Gene Ontology annotation, molecular function: structural constituent of ribosome. The transcript has a single exon. The coding region runs from base 1 to 315 and encodes 104 amino acids. Gene Ontology annotation, cellular component: ribosome; cytosolic large ribosomal subunit. NCBI's taxonomy places the organism in Eukaryota, Fungi, Microsporidia, Ordosporidae. The record is from RefSeq and is a predicted model, not a curated record.